Molecule: messenger RNA, 908 nt
Organism: Anopheles gambiae (African malaria mosquito)
Lineage: Eukaryota; Metazoa; Arthropoda; Insecta; Diptera; Culicidae
Product: protein lethal(2)essential for life
Exons: 1
Coding region: 177-809 (210 amino acids)
Biological process (GO): protein refolding; response to heat
Molecular function (GO): protein folding chaperone
Source: RefSeq, a predicted model, not a curated record
UGAGAGCGCUGUGAGCUCAUCAGUUGAAUACAAUCAAAGCGCCUAAACCAACCAACUCAAGCGAGUUCAAGCGACCAAACCUCAUCCAAGAGGACAUUUCUCAAGCGGCAAACGUCGAUUUCUGUGAAUCAACCGUGUUUUCUCUAUCAAGUUCAAUCGCCAAGUGAACAGUGAAAAUGUCGAUCAUCCCGAUUUUCUUCCGCAACUGGUGGGACGACGAAUGGGAUCGUCCGCUGUGGAGCUCUCGUCUGCUGGACCAGCACUUUGGCAGUGGUGUGACGGCGGACGAUCUGCUCAACGCUCUGGCAUCGGUGACCGACCGUCGACUGCAGCAGCAACAGGCCCAACAGGGACAACAAUCAGGCAACCGGUACAACCGUCCGUGGCACAGCUCAUGCGUAGCUCGCAUGCAUGACAGUGGCUCGGCGGUGAACAUCUCGAAGGACAAGUUCCAGAUCAACCUGGACGUGCAACAGUUCUCGCCGGAAGAGAUCUCGGUCAAGUACGUGGACAACUGUGUGCUGGUCGAGGGCAAGCACGAGGAGAAGCAGGACGAUCAUGGCUACGUCUCGAGACACUUUGUGCGGCGCUACAUGCUUCCCAAGGGCCACAAUGAGGCCGAUAUCGUGUCGUCGCUCUCAUCCGACGGAAUUCUGACCAUCACGUGUCCCCGGAAGGAGAUCGAGCAGAAAAAGGAGGAACGAAGCAUCCCCAUCACACACACGGGACAGCCGAUGAAGCAAGUGACGGGCAAAGCGGCACCAGAGAAUGGUCACAGCAAAAAGGAGGGAGAGAAAAUGGAAGCAUAAAGAGUAUGCCAUUGAUUAGCCUAUAGACUCUGUUCAGACUGAUGCGAAUUUUGCUUUUAUUUAGACUGUAAUAAAUUAUUUCUCGAAUUCUUAAAGCUA